AUGUUGCCCAGAAAUACUGCUAGAGCUAGUUCUGCAGAUACGGAUUCAAUAAAUGGUAUACAGAAGUCAAAACGUCCCCCAAAUACUGCUUUUAGGCAGCAGAGGUUAAAAGCAUGGCAACCUAUACUAUCACCUCAGAGUAUCUUGCCACUACUGGUUGUUCUAAGUGCGGUAUUUGCUCCAAUAGGAAUUGGAUUGAUACUAAGUUCAAAUAAUGUUCAGGAUAUUGUAGUUAACUAUAGUGAAUGUGACAGGAUAGCGAGCGACGAGUUCUCAGCCAUACCAUCGAAAUGGCUGAGUUACCACUUUAAGGGCAGAACAGAAGAUACUCCAAAAUGGCGCCAUACCACAGAUGAUUUAGGCAAUUCUAUAUGCCAGAUUUCGUUUACUGUACCUGAAACCAUUUCUGGUCCUGUAUAUGUUUACUACAAACUAACGAACUUUUACCAAAACCACCGGAAAUACGUCCAGUCCUAUGAUCUGCGCCAGCUGACUGGUGAAGCAGUGCGUCGAGAAGAUCUAUCGGCGAGCUGCAAGCCCCUAUCUGAGCGCGACGACAAGGUUAUAUACCCCUGUGGGCUCAUCGCAAAUUCGAUGUUUAACGACACUUUCAGCCAGCGCCUCCAGGGACAGGGUGAAACACCCGACUACGAGCUCUCCAAUAAGGAAAUUUCAUGGAAAAGAGACCGCGGUCGCUACAAGAAAACAACUUACAAUGUCUCAGAUAUAGUCCCCCCACCAAGCUGGACCAGUCGCUACCCAGAUGGCUAUACCGAUUCUAACCUUCCAGACCUCUCAACCUGGGAGGAGUUUCAGGUGUGGAUGCGCACGGCAGGUCUCCCCACCUUCUACAAACUGGCCCUGAAGAAUGACCAAGAUCAUCUCCAAUCCGGCACAUACAAUUUCGACAUCGGCAUGAACUACCCUGUGAACAUCUUCGGAGGAACAAAAUCGCUUGUAAUCACGACAAAUAACAUAGUGGGCACGCGUAACUUGUCACUGGGUAUCGCCUACCUCCUAGUAGCUGGCAUAUCGCUCUUUUUCGGCUUCAUUUUCUUGGCCAAGCUCAUUAUUCAGCCACGAAAACUCGGUGACCAUGCUUACCUCAAUUUCGACAAACACCAAGAACCUUCAACAGAGCCACCAAUAAAUAAUCAGCUCCGGGAGAUGCUGUAG
Molecule: messenger RNA, 1176 nt
Organism: Eremothecium sinecaudum
Lineage: Eukaryota; Fungi; Ascomycota; Saccharomycetes; Saccharomycetales; Saccharomycetaceae
Product: CDC50/LEM3 family protein
Exons: 1
Coding region: 1-1176 (391 amino acids)
Cellular component (GO): plasma membrane; endoplasmic reticulum; Golgi apparatus
Source: RefSeq, a predicted model, not a curated record